This is a messenger RNA of Hibiscus syriacus, 809 nucleotides long. RefSeq names its product abscisic acid receptor PYL4-like. Gene Ontology annotation, molecular function: abscisic acid binding; signaling receptor activity; protein phosphatase inhibitor activity. The record is from RefSeq and is a predicted model, not a curated record. The coding region runs from base 123 to 761 and encodes 212 amino acids. Gene Ontology annotation, biological process: abscisic acid-activated signaling pathway. The transcript has a single exon. Gene Ontology annotation, cellular component: nucleus; cytoplasm. Lineage: Eukaryota; Viridiplantae; Streptophyta; Magnoliopsida; Malvales; Malvaceae.
UUAAGAAAAUACCCCAAGAAAAUCCUCAAAACCCUCCCUUUUUGAUCUUAUCGUAUAUAUUCAAAACAUGUUCUUCAUUCCAGUGCCAAAUCUCUCACCCUCAGAUUAAGCCACCCACAACAAUGCCUUCCUCUCUGCAGCUCCACCGCACCACCGCCACAAUCUGCGGCUGCCACCACCAGGAACAACCUCAACCCUAUGCCACCCUCACAAGCUUCUUCCCUCUCCCCAACGGUCUCUCCGUUCCCGACAUGGUCUCUGCUUACCAUAUCCACAACUUGGGUCCCGACCAGUGUUGCUCCGCCGUGGUUCAAUCCAUAAACGCCCCCGUGGAAACCGUCUGGUCGCUCGUUCGCCGUUUCGAUAACCCUCAGGCUUACAAACACUUCGUCAAGAGCUGUGACGUCAUCGUCGGCGACGGAAACGUAGGCAGCCUCCGUGAAGUCCACGUGAUAUCGGGUCUCCCCGCCGUCUCCAGCACCGAAAGACUCGAGAUCCUAGACGAUGAACAUCACGUGCUUAGUUUCAGCGUCGUCGGCGGUGUUCAUAGGUUGAACAAUUAUAGGUCCGUCACCACUGUACACGCUUCCGACAAAGGUAACGGGACAGUUGUCACCGAAUCAUUCAUCGUUGAUGUACCGCCCGGUAAUACUAGAGAAGAUGCAUGCACUUUCGUUGAUACUAUUGUACGUUGCAACCUUCAAUCUUUGGCUCAAAUAGCUGAAGAUAUGGCAGCAAAAAACUCAUCCCCGUCCCUUUAAAUUAAUUGUUUUGUUUUUAAAUUAAUUUUUUUUCGAGAUACGAUAUUG